AGCUGCUUGAGCAGGGUGUCGAGGUGGGCGGGAUCGAAUCGGAACUUGGAGUCGCAAAAGUAUUUACGAUGGAUGGACGUAAUGAGAUCCAUGUUGGGUGGGAUGGGAUGGACGAGGUUGAGGAGGCGGUAGACUCGCUUGUGCAUCUGGUCGGGGCGGAAGCCAAAGGACUGGAUGUCUCUCAGUCUGCCGAGGGUCUGGUUGAGGGGGGCAAAGGCAGGGUCGUCGGGGAGGGACAUCAUGUACGGCAAGAAGGGAGUGAAGACAUCGACACCAUCCUUGGUCUCCUUGGUGGCGAUACCGAGGGGAAGGACAGGGAGGGAGCGAUUGGCAUCCUUGAGAUCGAGAGCGGUCUUGAUUUCGAGCAGAACACUGUCCUCCUGACCGGCAAGGGUGUUCUCUAUCAUAGGUGUAAACGAUUCCAGACUGAGGAGCAGGAAGACGGCCUUGCUGGUGGGGAGGGCGCUGAUAGGGCUGACUUGAGGGUCGCUGGGAUUGUUGAGGCAGUCGACAUCGUGGAAGACGGAAAGGGGUUUGCCAUAUCGACGGAGGGCGACCGAGGUGAGCACCUCCUUCAAAGCCUGGACAGUGUCGGCAUCAGUCUGGGCUUGGUAUGAGAGGAACAGGUCGUGGUCGGUGCCGUGGACGGGGCAGGAAUAGAGCUGGUUGCUGGUGGCGGUGAGCAUAGCCGGGGGUAUCGUCGGAUCGAUGGUGCGGAAGGUGAGGAAGACUGAGGGCUGGGCAAAGGGACGAAGCGGCCUGCUUUUAAGGCGGAUGGGGAUUGCAGUGUCCAUACAUCUGGAGGGUAUCAAAGUGCGCUACCGAAACAAAAAAAAAAAAAAACAUCAUCUGGAGGGUAUCCAGCUGUCAUGAUGACAAAUGGACUAUCUCGAUUGGGACAAGGAUGUGAUAUUGAUCC
Polychytrium aggregatum is the source of this 919-nucleotide messenger RNA. RefSeq lists its product as uncharacterized. The coding region runs from base 69 to 617 and encodes 182 amino acids. The record is from RefSeq and is a predicted model, not a curated record. Lineage: Eukaryota; Fungi; Chytridiomycota; Chytridiomycetes; Polychytriales. The transcript has a single exon.